AUGGGGGAGAAAGCGGUGCGAGUCCUGGAAGCGUGUCGCGAAGGCGAUGUUUUUCCUCUGAUUUGCCCCAACGCCCAUCAUGCAUGGUGUCAAAUAUUCAACGUAUCUGCGCUGCAAGCUUCUUUCUUUGUUUAUUCUGGCCGACACCCUAAUGAAACUAAGCUGAAUGUUUCCGCACCCACAGGAAGCAAAUACAGCUUAUUUGUUGGUACAGCCUUAGCCAUAAGCUCUAGCAUUUUCAUUGGUUCCAGUUUUAUCCUGAAAAAGAAGGGCCUUUUGCGAUUAGCUGAAAAAGGAGCCCUUAGAGCUGGACAGGGUGGAUAUUUGUACCUGAAGGAAUGGUUAUGGUGGGCAGGGCUGCUAUCGAUGGGAAUAGGAGAAGCAGCAAACUUUGCUGCAUAUACAUUUGCACCUGCAACUUUGGUAACCCCACUGGGUGCGCUGAGCGUUCUUGUGAGUGCAAUAUUAUCUUCCUGUUUGUUGGAGGAGAAGCUCAAUAUUCAUGGGAAAAUGGGCUGCAUAUUGUGCAUCUUGGGGGCCAUUGUAAUAUUAAUUCAUGUUCCUAAUGAGGAGGAAGUCAUGUCGUUGGAUGAAAUGGGACCAAAGCUGAAAGAUCCAGUGUUCAUUACAUUUGCCCUUUUUAUCAUCGUGAUCUCACUAGUGCUCAUUUGUUUUGUUGCUCCCAAAUUUGGUCAAACGAAUAUUCUGGUCUACAUCUCCAUUUGUUCACUGAUUGGCGCAUUCUCCGUCUCCUCUGUCAAGGGCCUUGGCAUUGCAAUUAAAGACCUGUGGCAUCACAAGCCUGUCCUCCGUUCUCCACUGGUAUAUAUUUUGGGGGUGGUGUUGGUGAUGUCUGUCAGUACACAGAUUAACUACCUCAACAAAUCGUUGGAUGUGUUUAAUACCUCUCUGGUGACGCCCAUUUAUUACGUGUUCUUCACAACCACUGUGGUGAUCUGCUCCGUCAUCCUUUUCAAAGAAUGGAAUAGUAUGGCGCUUAGUGAUAUCAUUGGGACCUUGAGUGGAUUCGUCACGAUCAUUAUAGGCAUUUUCUUUCUUCAUGCUUUUAAAAACAUCAGCGUCACCUGGAAUCAGUUGACAUCUGCUGCUAAAAAAGAUCCCGGGUUGCCUGUCUGUGGUUAUGAUGUUCAUCAUACUUUGUUGGAGAGUGCCGAGACAGGUGAUGAGGACAACACGCUAUUCAGCCAAGGAAGCGAGCCAGCGGAUGGCCACCAUUCAUGA
Messenger RNA from Euleptes europaea (tarantolino), 1242 nucleotides. It is a transcript of the gene NIPAL1, whose product is annotated as NIPA like domain containing 1. The transcript is spliced from 6 exons. Gene Ontology annotation, cellular component: membrane. The record is from RefSeq and is a predicted model, not a curated record. Lineage: Eukaryota; Metazoa; Chordata; Lepidosauria; Squamata; Sphaerodactylidae. Bases 1 to 1242 code for a protein of 413 amino acids. Gene Ontology annotation, molecular function: magnesium ion transmembrane transporter activity. Gene Ontology annotation, biological process: magnesium ion transport.